Messenger RNA from Peniophora sp. CBMAI 1063, 1080 nucleotides. NCBI's taxonomy places the organism in Eukaryota, Fungi, Basidiomycota, Agaricomycetes, Russulales, Peniophoraceae. The record is from the annotation of a GenBank genome assembly.
AUGUCCAGUCAGAAGGCUCUCAUCUUGCACAGCAAGGACGCCGGGAAGUUUGAGCUCGGUAGUCGCCCCAUCCCAUCGCCAGGUCCUGGUCAACUUCUCAUCAAGGUAUAUGCGGCCGCGUUGAACCCCGUCGAUGACUAUAUCCGGGCUGUUGGGUAUAUUGUCGAGCAUUAUGGUUUCCCUGCAGUUCCUGGUAGCGAUGGCGCAGGUACUGUGGAAGCCAUCGGCGAAGGCGUGUCUGGCUUCGAGAAAGGUGACCGGGUCCUUUUCCCCUGCUUCUGGACUGCCGACCGUGGUACACUCCAGCAAUACGCUAUCUCUGACGCUGUGCGGACUGCGAAGAUCCCCUCUAACUUAUCCUUCGACGCGGCAUCUACUAUUCCCUUAGGUCUUGGGACCGCUGCAAUGGGACUCUACGGUGAAGUCAGAGAAGGCUUCGAAGGCCCUGGUGGCGGUAUCGGUUUGGAGGCACCUUGGACCGAUGCCGGGAAGGGCAAGUAUUCGGGUAAAGCUAUCUUGAUCCUGGGAGGGUCGACCUCCGUGGGACAGUUUGCCAUCCAGCUUGCUAAGCUAUCCGGAUUCAGCCCUAUCAUUGUGACUGCUUCUCAACGCAACGCGGAGUAUUGUAAGGCUGCUGGAGCAACUCACGUCAUCGACUAUCGAGAGACUCCCUACUCUGAGCUUCCGGAUGCUGUUGCCAAGAUCACGACACAGCCCAUCGAGGUCGUGUACGAUGCAGUGACCAGGGAAGAUUCCGUCCCCGCGGGUCUUCGUGCCCUUGCACCCGGAGGGAGCAUCGUCGUCGUACUUCCUCAAAAGGCCGCCAAAGCUGGCUCGCGCGGGGCAGACAACAAGCUUCUUGUAUUCUGCUACGGAAACGUCAAUGUCGAGGACAAUCAUGCACUGGGUGCGAGCUUGUAUUCGAAGCUCAUAGCUUUAUUGGAGGACGGGUCAAUCAAGCCUAAUGCCGUCGAAGUGCUGCCGGACGGUCUAGCUGGAACUUUUGCCGGUCUCGAGCGUCUUGCAAGCUGGAGCGUUAGCGCUUCGAAGCUCGUCGUUCACCCGCAGGAAACAGCGUAA